Messenger RNA from Gossypium arboreum, 393 nucleotides. Its product is annotated as protein GRIM REAPER. Lineage: Eukaryota; Viridiplantae; Streptophyta; Magnoliopsida; Malvales; Malvaceae. The record is from RefSeq and is a predicted model, not a curated record. Bases 1 to 393 code for a protein of 130 amino acids. The transcript has a single exon.
AUGGAGGAUUUCGACGAUGAGGAAGAAUACGUGCCUGAUGAACCUGUCAUCAUCCCCAACCUUCGAUCGAGAAGCCGGUUCUUAAAAACCUCACCAAAGAAAGAUAAGAUUAGGAAAGGUGCACAUUGCGAGCCCGACCCUUAUCACAACAUAUGCAAUGGCCUUUCGGUGAACAACGGGACCGGCAUCUUGUAUUGCUGCAAGACGCAUUGUCGUAACGUGCUCCGUGAUUGGAACAACUGCGGUGAAUGUGGCCACCGGUGCAAGUUCGGGGAACGUUGCUGCGGUGGGGUUUGUACGGAUGUUGUUUACAAUGUUAACCAUUGUGGCGAGUGUGACAAGCAGUGUUCGCAUGGAGUUAAGUGUGAAUUUGGGUAUUGCGGUUAUGCUUAG